UGAAUACUUUUGUCACUUCACUAACAAAUAUGGCCAAUAUCAUUUUCUUCCCACUUUCCAUUCAAGCCUUUAUUUCACUUAUUAUUGCUUCUAUAUCAAUUUUUCUCAUUUUCAAGAGAAGGAUGAUCACUUCAAAGUUACCUCUCCCUCCCGGUCCCAAGCCAUGGCCAAUUAUCGGUAGCAUUCACUUAAUGUUAAAGAAUAAGCCGUUUUAUCAUUGGAUACACGACACCAUGUCCAAAAUGGGAGUCGAGAUCUUUUGCAUCCGCUUAGGGAACGUUCACGUGAUCACGGUCACAUCACCUGAGAUUGCAUGUGAGUUCUUUAAGAAACAAGACGCCGUGUUCGCUUCGCGCCCAAUAGUUAUGUCGGCUGAGGUGGUGAGCGGAGGAUUUUCCGCGGUUACAUUGACGCCUCUAAAUGAUCAGUGGAAGAAGAUGAGGCGCAUAUUGGCAUCUAGCAUCCUUUCUCCGGCCACCCACCAGUGGAUGCAUGGCAAGAGAGCCGAGGAGGCUGACCACCUCGUUCGUCAUGUCUACAAUGUUACGAAGAGCGACGGCGGUGUGGUGAAUAUCAGAGCCGUUGCACAACACUACUGCGGGAAUGUGAUAAGAAAAAUGAUUUUCGGCAAGAGAUUUUUCGGUAAAGAGGAUAUAAACGGAGGACCUGGAGUCGAGGAUGUGGAGCAUGUGGCUGCACUUUUUAAUGUACUCAAAUACACAUAUUCUUUUUGCAUUUCUGACUACAUUCCAUUUCUUCGAUAUCGGUUGGAUCUCGACGGUCAUGAGAAACUAGUAAGACAUGCUAAUGAGGGUGUAAGAAAACAUCAGGACCCGGACAUAGACUCGAGGAUUAAACAAUGGAAGGAAGGAUCAAGGAGUGUUACUGAGGACCUUCUUGACAUGUUAAUCACUCUUAAAGAUGAUGAAGGAAACCCUCUAUUGGCACCGGAAGAGAUUAAAUCCCUGAUUUUGGAAAUAACGGUUGCAACGGUUGACAAUCCAUCAAACGCGGUGGAAUGGGCCCUCGACGAGAUGUUAAACCAACCUGAUAUAUUUGUGAAAGCCCUUCAAGAAUUAGACCAAGUUGUUGGAAAAGACCGACUUGUCCAAGAAUCCGACAUGUCGAAUCUCCAUUAUAUUAAGGCAUGCAUAAAAGAGUCUUUUCGAAUCCACCCAUUUGCACCUUUCAAUCUCCCUCAUGUGUCCACUCGCGACACUACGGUGGCAGGCUACUUCAUACCAAAAGGAAGCCAUGUUCUCUUAAGCCGUCCAGGUCUAGGAAGAAAUCCUAGGAUUUGGGAUGACCCACUUUUGUUCAAACCCGAGCGUCACCUUAAAGAUGACAAGUCACAAGUGAUCUUGAACGAUCCAGAUCUUCGCAUAUUCUCAUUCAGCAUAGGUCGGCGUGGUUGUGCUGGAGUCAGCCUAGGAACCACGGUGUCAGUGAUGCUCUUAGCUCGACUUCUCCAAGCUUUCACAUGGUCCCCAUCGCCAAACGCUCCUUACAUCAAGAGUGUUGAAGGUGCUUGUGAGAUGCUUCCUUCCAAGCCUCUACAUGCCUUUGCAUUGCCUCGAUUGGAUGAGGGGAUGUAUGAUGCACUUCUUGAAGAAUAAGCCUCGGGUUUCAUUGUUUGACAAGGUUAUUGAUUCACAUUGAUUUGAUUACUUAUUUUUAUUUCAAUCUUAAUCAUGUUUUAUUAAUUAUGUUGUAAUAAAGUUCUUUCUUCAUUUUUUCGGUUAAAUGAAGAAUAGUUCAAAUGAAAUUACUAUAACUAAAUAUUUAGAGAUAUAUAUAAUUUAUGAGCUAUAUAUAUUGUACUUGUUAAAGGAG
Impatiens glandulifera is the source of this 1833-nucleotide messenger RNA. RefSeq names its product valine N-monooxygenase 1-like. The transcript is spliced from 2 exons. NCBI's taxonomy places the organism in Eukaryota, Viridiplantae, Streptophyta, Magnoliopsida, Ericales, Balsaminaceae. Gene Ontology annotation, molecular function: oxidoreductase activity, acting on paired donors, with incorporation or reduction of molecular oxygen; monooxygenase activity; iron ion binding. The coding region runs from base 30 to 1616 and encodes 528 amino acids. The record is from RefSeq and is a predicted model, not a curated record.